Molecule: messenger RNA, 1623 nt
Organism: Peniophora sp. CBMAI 1063
Lineage: Eukaryota; Fungi; Basidiomycota; Agaricomycetes; Russulales; Peniophoraceae
Source: the annotation of a GenBank genome assembly
AUGCAGUCAUGGAAGCUCCCAUCAAAGAAACUUAGGCCAGACGGUAACGACCGGUCGACUACCCCGCUCCCAGCCUCGCGCUCGACGACGCCGAUGCCGCCCAUGGACGCCCAAUCCUCCUUCCGCUCUGGCACGCUCACCAUCCGCAUCUACUCGGGCCGCGGCCUCUCGCUGCCGCCGGGCGUCCCAGUGCCCGACGUCAUCCAGAAGGCCAUCGAGUCCCCGCCCAGAUCCUCCAUCUCCGGAAACAGGGAGUCCAUGCAGCGCCGCCGGUACUGGUGGCUGCCAUACGUCGUGCUCGAGUUUGAUAAGAACGAGAUCUUGAUCGACGCCAUGGGAGGCGAUCUCGCCAACCCAGUCUGGAACUACCGCGCAGACUUCGACGUCUCGCGCCAAUCCAACAUCGCCGUAUCCGCGUACCUGCGCACAACACAAAGCGUGCAAGGGCGCGAUGACAUGGGCAACGACCUGCUCAUGUCACGCGUCGACCUUCAGCCGACCCUCGACGCGCCACACGUAUCCGACCAAUGGUACUCCUCCCCGCUCGGCGCUUUCCACCUGGCGCUCUCUUUCAAUCCCACGCCGGCGACACAAGCGCUGACCAUAGACGCUUUCGAGCUGCUCAAGGUCAUCGGCAAGGGGUCAUUCGGCAAGGUCAUGCAGGUCCGGAAGAAGGACACCCAGCGUGUGUACGCCCUCAAGACGAUUCGGAAAGCCAACAUCGCAUCACGUCCUGGCGAGAUCACACAUAUUCUUGCCGAACGCACGGUCUUGGCGCUCGUGAACAACCCGUUCAUCGUGCCGCUCAAGUUCAGCUUCCAGAACCCGGACAAGCUCUACCUCGUCAUGUCCUUCGUCAACGGCGGCGAGCUGUUCUACCAUCUGCAGCGCGAGGGUCGGUUCGACGAGGGCCGCUCACGGUUCUAUGCUGCCGAGCUGCUGUGUGCACUUGAGCACUUGCACAUGUUCAACGUCGUUUAUCGCGAUUUGAAGCCGGAGAAUAUCCUGCUGGACUAUACUGGACAUAUUGCCCUGUGCGAUUUCGGCUUGUGCAAGCUCAACAUGUCCGAAACGGACAAGACCAACACGUUCUGCGGUACACCGGAGUACAUUGCACCGGAACUGCUCGAGUCGCAAGGUUACACCAAAACCGUCGACUGGUGGACGCUUGGAGUACUGCUCUAUGAGAUGAUGACUGGUCUACCUCCGUUCUAUGAUGAGAACGUGAAUAUCAUGUACCAGCGCAUCCUGCAAGACCCGCUUCAAUUCCCUCCCGACAUGCCCGUCGAAGCCCAAUCCCUCAUCGCCCAACUCCUCAAUCGCGAUCCAUCACGCCGUCUCGGCGCCAACGGUGGCGAAGAGAUCAAGCGCCACCCAUUCUUCUCUCGCCACAUCGACUGGGCACGGUUGGCAGCGAAGAAGAUCCAGCCGCCAUUCAAGCCGAGUGUGGAGAGCGCACUAGAUGUUGCGAACUUCGACCAGGAGUUCACGAGCGAGGCAGCUCAGGAUUCGGUCGUGCAGGAUAGCAGGCUGAGCGAGACCGUUCAGGAUCAGUUCCGCGGGUUUACGUAUAACCCUGCGGACGAGCACUUGAGCGAGAGCGUCAGCUACUCGACCAUGUAG